This is a messenger RNA of Morchella sextelata, 315 nucleotides long. RefSeq lists its product as uncharacterized. The coding region runs from base 1 to 315 and encodes 104 amino acids. The transcript has a single exon. The record is from RefSeq and is a predicted model, not a curated record. Lineage: Eukaryota; Fungi; Ascomycota; Pezizomycetes; Pezizales; Morchellaceae.
AUGCCUGCCCGCUGGAGAUGCUGCAAAUGCGACAAUGGCCCAAUGACUGUUAAGCAAGGGGAGAAUGUUUGCACGUGGAGCGAAUGUCAGCAUGUCAAAUGCAAUGGGUGCGACGAAAAGAUGAUGUCCGUUCCAUUAGGCCCAUUCAGCGGUCCCCCUCUUCUUCCAGAACUUGGAGGAGGGCGACGGAUUUUAGGAGAAGGAUGGACAAGGGGCUUCUAUGCCACGCACAAGCUUGGUUCAUGUGAGGGGUCAGACGAGGGAGACUGCAGUGAGGGAGAGUGUAGUGAGAGUGAAGGAGAGUGGUGCUCAUGA